AUGGUUGAGGCAGACCUACUGAGACAGACCUACAGCCCCAGGCCAGCCCAGAACCGGCCCAGGACACUACAGACCCAGAACCGGCCCAGUCCACAACAGACCCAGGCCAGCCCAGAACCGGCCCUGUCUACUACAGACUCAGAACCGGCCCAGUCUACUACAGACCCAGAACCGGCCCAGCCCACUACAGCCCCAGGCCAGCCCAGAACCGGCCCUGUCUACUACAGACUCAGAACCGGCCCAGUCUACUACAGCCCCAGGCCAGCCCAGAACCGGCCCAGUCUACUACAGCCCCAGGCCAGCCCAGAACCGGCCCAGUCCACUACAGACUCAGAACCGGCCCAGUCUACUACAGACCCAGAACCGGCCCAGUCCACUACAGACUCAGAACCAGCCCAGGCCAGCGGACAGGACAGAGAGGAAGGUGAUGAGGAGGAGGAAGCUUUCUCAAGCCCCGCCCCUUGCUCGUCAGAUCUGACCAAUCAGCUGCUUCGGUUCGCUGACACCAUCAGCCGGGACGUCAUGCGGUAUUUUGGCUGUCGCCACGACGACCCUGACGCCUGUGACAUCUACAGCGACAAUGACCGCGUCUCCACGGCAACAAGCGGACGACGGCGUUACUACGAUGACCUGGUUAGGACGGCAACGGGAAGCUCCGAGUCUGUGUCUAGGGCCGACAGUCGCCAAGGACCGUGUGUUUCUGUUGCCGGGGGCGACGGAAGUCUGGGUCCGUUGGCCGAGUUGUUUGACUGUCGGAUCGGGCCGAGCCAGGGACCAUGUCGUCCAAUGAACAUGAGACACCUCCCUCUCAGCUUCUGGAACGAGCCAAUCCCCUGCCUCGCUGUGGGCACGCUCAUUAGCGCUGACAAUACACGCACGCGCCACAAUACGCACUCGCUUGACAACACGCACUCACACGACAACACACACACACACCCGGACUUCAGUGACCUGCUUGCUUACUGGGACCCCAAUCCUGACCUGACGCUCACCGACCUC
Salvelinus fontinalis (brook trout) is the source of this 999-nucleotide messenger RNA. Its product is annotated as protein PERCC1-like. Lineage: Eukaryota; Metazoa; Chordata; Actinopteri; Salmoniformes; Salmonidae. The transcript has 3 exons. The annotation marks the transcript as partial. The record is from RefSeq and is a predicted model, not a curated record.